GUUUACUGCUGACUUUUCCUCGCAACCUGUCAUGGCCGACACUUGUCACGUUUUUUCUUUGAACUCCGGCGCCACGGCACACCUGGCACACCUUUGAGAUCCCCAAAAAUGACGUCCGUCCACGAGCCGUUCGCGCUAGCCAGCAUCGCGAGCGAAGCACUCUCCUUCUCCGACGUGUGCGUGAAGCCGGGACCGUCUCCGACGACGGUAAUCGUCACCCACGGCCACAUGUCUGCCUCGCUCGUGGAGAUCGGAGACGGCCAUCCGGUAAAAGUGAAGACCUGGCACACGUCGCAUUCCCAACCUUUCACCUGCCCCGUCGUGUACGACGCGACCCGGGACAAGUACGUCGCGGUGAGCCGCAAGGUCGCCGUGCUCCUGUCGCCGGAGAGCACGGAAGCAACGGCGAAGCGGCAGACCUUCUCCCUACCCGCACCUGUCUUCCGUCUCUUACCACGGACGAACCAAGAACCGAUCAUCGUCCUUCAAAACGGACUCUGCACAACCGUCGCCCACCUGUCGGCACACGGUGUCGCCGAUGACCCCACAUUUAAGCCGAACGAGAAGCUAGUUCACGCCGAGAUCGCAGGCACCGACGAUUCCUCGAUUACGGUGCUUCAAGUCGCCUCCGUGACGUCGACGAAAGAUCACAGGUGUAGGCUGCUGAAACUUCGCGACGCCGCAUUCUACGUGGAUUUCGAAGAGUCUUUGUCGGCGUCUCGCAGUUCCUGUUCGUUCUGCCUCGUGAACGGCGAAGUUGUCGUGCUCGCGACAGACGGUACGUUAUCCCUGCUCUCCAAGUCGGGUUUGAGAGCCGUAGGUUCCGUGCCCGGUUUUGACGGCGACAAAGCCACCAGCGUCACGGCUCUCGACUCCAAACGGUUGUUGGUAGCCUCUGGAGACCACCUAUAUCUCUGGAAUGUCGCCUUUAUGACCCUGGAAGCGAGCAGAGUGCUACAGUUUCCAGUAACGAGGACCAGUUUCUUGCCGUCUGGGUUCGCCUGCUUCGAAGGCAACAAGAACUCGGUGGGCUCUACCCUGAUGUGCGCUCCUGUGACUCUCAAGCCACCCGUGCUGUGCCAGGCGGUGGGGCUUGGCGCCCAAUCCGGGGGAGACAAGAUGCCCACCGUUUCGGUUCUGGCAAAGACAUUGCUUUCGGAAGACAAAAAUCCUGAGCAGAUUCUACGCGACAUUGAAUCGGUUGCGGACGACAUUCCAGAGACUGAACUCGUCAGCCUUCUGCGUCGGCUGCUCAGCACCAACAGCAAGUUGAGCGGAACGGAAGACACCCUGCUGAAAAAGUUGCUAAGGUGUCCUCACAACUGUGACGUCCUUGCCAACCACCUACGGGAAGGGCUACCCUUUGACAAGGCCUGUGCUCUUGUGGUCUACCUCUUGGACUUCCUGGAAGGCUACUCGCUUGCAGACGCUGAAGAUACCCCCGUUGAGAAAGCGCUUGAUUGGGUCGCUUGCAUUCUGGAUGCGCACUUUGCACAGUUCUCCAUGUCCAAAGAGGACAGCAUCGGAGAGCUGAUGGAGCAUCUCAUGGCUGUCAUGGCCCGUAUUCAGGGACUCUUCAGCGACCUUGGGGAGGUGGAACAGUGGCUGUUGGUCCUCUCUAAGAGGGUUGAGCUGCUCAAGUUUGAUGACAGGGGACUGUACACAAUUGAAAUGUUUGAGAUUUGACUCCCUUUCCAGGGAGCGUUGUACAUUGCAUCUGUUUUUAUGCUGCCAUCUAAUAAAAUUUUUGAAAACUUUGUG
Molecule: messenger RNA, 1761 nt
Organism: Ixodes scapularis (black-legged tick)
Lineage: Eukaryota; Metazoa; Arthropoda; Arachnida; Ixodida; Ixodidae
Exons: 2
Coding region: 109-1686 (525 amino acids)
Biological process (GO): maturation of SSU-rRNA
Cellular component (GO): nucleus; nucleolus
Molecular function (GO): RNA binding; protein binding
Source: RefSeq, a predicted model, not a curated record